Molecule: messenger RNA, 1182 nt
Organism: Cyphomyrmex costatus
Lineage: Eukaryota; Metazoa; Arthropoda; Insecta; Hymenoptera; Formicidae
Gene: Atf3
Product: Activating transcription factor 3
Exons: 5
Coding region: 98-988 (296 amino acids)
Biological process (GO): regulation of transcription by RNA polymerase II
Cellular component (GO): nucleus
Molecular function (GO): DNA-binding transcription factor activity, RNA polymerase II-specific; RNA polymerase II cis-regulatory region sequence-specific DNA binding
Source: RefSeq, a predicted model, not a curated record
GACGAGAGAAGCGCGAUGUAAGUGUCGAGAGCUUGAAGAUGCUGAAGAGCGACAUGUAUACAUAUGUUAGAUAAAUGGUGAGAGCCCAGCGCAAGUCAUGUACAAUCUAAACGUGAACGUGAAUCCCAGCCCAACCGGGGCCGCGGGUCUUCUCGGUGUCACGGCGGCGGCGGCCGAGGUCACGCCAAGGACACCGGAAAUCGUAAAUUCGCUGAUCGCCAUGACCAAUCCCUUCGAGGGCUACGGCAGCGGUAACGAAAAGGGCAUACGGGAUCGUACGGACUCAACCAGCAGUGGUGAACCGAGCCCGCCAAGCAUCCAGCACACCUGUAGUCAGCUUAUCAAGGAAGUGAGAACAAGGAAAGAGUACAUCACAGCGUCUAAUUACCAUCUAACUACUUUUCUGGGGCUGAAACUAACGCUACAGACGAAGAGGCGGGCGAACAGUAGUGGCGACGAUGGUAAGAAGAAAACAAGAAAGGAAGACAGCGGUGCCGACGACGAGGAAGAGGAUGAGGCGAGCAACAACAACAUUAAGAGUGGUCUGACGCCGGAGGACGAGGAACGACGCCGGCGACGACGCGAACGCAAUAAGAUCGCAGCAACCAAGUGCCGACUAAAGAAGCGCGAAAAAACGGUGAUCCUUGUGCAGGAAUCUGAAAUUCUCGAGACUCAAAACCUUGACCUGAAGUCACAGAUCCAAGAGUUGGAGACUCAGAGGCGCAGGCUGGUCGACAUGCUGAGUCUCCACAGUCCGACCUGUUUGAAGCAGGGCGUGGACGCAACGUCGUAUCAGCAGUUUGCCGAGCCCCUUCAUUUGCCUAGUUAUCAGGAAAAUUUUGUGCCACAGCAACCCCCGCCAGCCCUGAAUCAGCCACAGAACUGCAUCACCGAUUACCCGGUGAAAGUCGAGGAAUACGAGACCGAUUUCUACCGACAGGGUAGCCCGUUUGUGCCGACAACAUCGGACGCCGGUUGCACGGUUUAGCAAAACGGCGAAAAUCGUUUUCGCUGUCUCGAGGGAGGGAGGCUCGUCGAGAAGCUUGGAACGCGUGUAUAAUAUAAUUGAAGGUUCUCAGAGUGUUAGAGACGGUUUCACCAACGUUAAUUUGAUUUUGCCAAGAUACAGAACUUAAAAAAAGUAUCUAAAGAACGUACUUUUAUAAAAAUUGUUUUUUUGUU